UGUAGUUUAGAGACUCAGUCGAACAUCAGACGCCAAGGUGUCCACACGAAAGCACGGUCGUUGUCAGAAUUCCAUGUACAGUGUAAGAUAAAUUCUGACAUGUACAAGGUACGUCAGUGAUCACGCCGCCAUAUAUUUGUGGAUUACGCGUUACAUACGAACGUGCACGUUUUUUGUGAUACUGUGAAAGUGUAAAGAUUCAAAAUAAACUACGGGUUUACUUCUACAAGAUGUCCCCUGGCAUACCCCAAGACGCCAGCCUACUUGAACUACACGCCGACACUGUGUUGCGUGCGCGAUGGGAUGGACGGGACGUGGACCACAAGGCAGUGGGCGGUCACCUCCCCCUCAGCAAGAGGAACUCCACACCUGUGGGAGCCUCCCUGGCUGCACCCUCUGCCCACACCCAGCUUCUGCAUGCUCAUGCUAAAGCUGCCCUCUCGCCCAUAGAGCCAUCCAACAUGCACCGCCGGCUGGACCGUUCCCACUCGGAGCCUGUCAAAGGUGGGGAGGGACGCCAGGCCAACUCCUCGCGUUACAAGACUGAGCUCUGCCGACCUUUUGAAGAGAAUGGCUUCUGCAAGUAUGGUGACAAGUGUCAGUUUGCUCACGGUCACGCCGAGCUGCGCACUCUCUCCCGUCACCCCAAAUACAAAACAGAGCAAUGCCGCACCUUCCACACCAUCGGCUUCUGUCCCUACGGCCCUCGCUGUCAUUUUAUCCACAACCCUGAAGAGAGACGGGGAUCAUUGGCUGGCUCUCACCCGCCACUCUCACCCAAGAUCUCACUCACCAAUACUCACCCAGCACUCUCCCGACCCCAGAUGCUACAGAUGGGAUCAUCUCUGGCACCACUGGGGUCUGCUGCAGAAUCGCCCUCGCCUCCUGCCUCGCUCCACGGCUCCCCCACCUCCUCAGGCGGGUCCUUCUUCGACGAUGCCUUCACUCUCUUUCCUGGUGGGUGCGGUCUGGCCGGUGCUAAGGGCUUCUUGGAUGGACUCUCAGUUGGACUGGGGUCUCCAGGGAUGAGUGGAGGGCCUGGAUCUCCUGGAGGAUCAUCCUACGGUGGUCGCGCUCUUAGCGAGCUGGACUUGGUCCGAGAGGGAACACUUCUCUCGCUCGCAGGGCUUGACACUCCGCCCGUCAGUCCUGUAGAGUCUCUUGCUGGAGACUUGGAUUCACUCUCACUCUCCUCCUCUCACUCAGCCUCUCCUACCCCAGUCACGAGUGCCCUCGACAUCUCACGCUCACUUCGUCUCCCCAUUUUUGAGCAGCUGUGUGAGCAAGACUAGAUAGCCAGCGCUGACCCAGUGGCCGUGACAGCUCAAAUUGUGAUAGUGGCGGCCACGGGCGGCUCCUGUGGGUGACUGUGUCGUGAUAGUUUACGAGUGGAUAAAGGCAGCUCCUGGCACCAUCACUAGUGGUUCCCGAGCCCACGGGCCCCGGGGAUCUGGGCCUAGUCUUAUUUAAACCCUGGUGAGGACUUGCAGAGUGGCUGCCCUUAUCCAGGGAAUCAAUAAGGGAGAAUAGAAGGUUAUCAAAGGUUUGAGAACCAUGACACAGUCACCCAGUGCCCAAUACCUUGUACAGCGUGGAGUAUGUUAUGCCCCUGAUCCCCGUGCCCACAUGCCCACCUCCACCCAUGUACUGCUUGUGAUAUUGGGGCGUCCAUGGCGCGGCGCCCACAACCUUAGAGUUUAUGAAGGGUUGGUGAGGCAGGGUGGCGGGAACGAAUGCACCCUCCAACACAGCUCUUGUACAGAACAAACUUACUUUUUUGUAAUUAAGAAAACUGCUUGUAUUUAUGUAAUUUAUUUAUUUGAGUGAAGUAGAAAAGAAGUAAUUUAUCUUUGUACUAUACCUAGAUGCCAUACAGUUUGUGUUAUUCAGUUUGCUGCUGCCUCACAUAUCCAGCUAAUACAGUGAGCGUCGUUAAUCCGACUACUCCACAUGCCCAGCCAUUGUAAAUCACAUGCAAUAUAUAUAUGUACAGUAUAUAUAUAUAUAUACACACGCACACACACACAAAUAUAUAUAUACAGUACAUACAAAUAUCUAUAUAUCCAAUUUUAUAGAAAUCUUUUAUUAACUUAUGUUUAUUGACUUUGUGGCAAUGUUUGUAAUGGUUGGAGUCUAGGGAAGCCUUAAGGGACCUCCGGCCGCUGGAGGUGUUGGGGGGGAGGUUGGAGGUGCUUGCUCCGGUCGGAUUAAUAGCGGACCACUGGACCGACCACCUGUUGCCACCUGUGCUUGCUAAGCCGACCCUACCUCACCUGUCUCGACCACAGAUCUUCCAACUCAGAUUGGCUCAUCUUGUUAGGGUGAGUUGACCACAGUGCCAUGCCUUUCAUGUUGGGGCGUGUCAAUUAUCGAUUAUGCCCAUUAUUUUGGUCCAAGUCGAGUGUUGAUUAUAGCCUUAUUUGACAGGGUCAUGGCACCGGGCCGACUCCUCGGGGGGCGUGGCGAGGCAGCCCGCGGGAGUGUCGCAUCGGGCGAGCAGGUCGACGGUCACCUGACCUAGGGAAUAACACGCUUACCAACCAAAGACGGAUUUGGUUCCGGCAAUGAGAAGAGAGAUUGCCUUCCUUGUUUUUAGGCUUUUUCUAAUUUAGAAACGAUGCUUUAUAAUUUUCAUAAAACCGUGUUAAAGGCAGUUACUUUAUGUAAAGGUAUGUUUUUUUUUCUUUGCCAGAGCGGCGUGUACCUAGGCUAGGAGACGCCUAUAGUUGUGAGGGUGAAAAUAUACCCACCUGAUAAUUUGAAUGUGACGAGAUUGGCCACCAUAAGUCACCCAAGACGGCUGUAAGAUUCUCUUUUAUAAUUUUGAGAAGGGCUAAUACCUGUGUGUAUUACUCUGGAGAAUACGUCACUGCUCAAAGAUUGGCCCCAGUCUGCUAAUUGUUAUUGCUGAAGACUAUUACUUUUCACAAGUGAAGUACUCUUAAUUUGUAACACAAUUUUUUACAAACCGUCUUGUUAGACUGGAGGCUGCCAGUCGGAGCACAACUACAGGCCCCCUGUUGCCAGGGAGAUUUGACCCCUUGUCACUUAAGGGGAGAGAAAGGUCACAAUGGCUGAAUAAUGGUAUAAAAAGUGCUUUAGUUUAUCAUAUUUGUCGUGUACAAUAAUGUUAUGUAUUUUAUUUUUGUAUAGUUAAUUUAAAAAACAAAUUUUUUUUGUGUUGACCUCGUUCUCCCUUCUUGAAAAAAGACACCUGUGGCGGGAAGGUUGGAGGGCCCCUCGUGCUAUUAUUUAAAAAUACCCUCAUCUUUUUUAAUAACUUUAAAAAUUACCACACAUUUUUUUAAUCACUAACAAGAAUUGAAAACUUAAUUAUUCGCCCAUUAUUCGAGGGGGGGUUGUUGGCCGUCAUAACAGAUAAUUCGCAGUAUAUGCAGUGGAUCUCUGUGUCUGUCCCCCGAGGAUCAGUAAUUCCAUGUACAGGUCUGGUUUGGAGGAGUGGACAAUAUGUGGGAACUUGAGAGGAAGGAGAGUUCGCUGUGUAUGCGGUGGAGUGAUGGAGACGUGUGUGGUCAGAUUGGCUUGUAAUAUUUAUAAGCCACUGGUCAUUAUUCCAAAAGGUGUCCCUGUGCUUUAACGCCUCUCCCGUCUACCCUCAGUGUAGUGUAUGUUAGCAUUAUUUAUAUUCUAGCUCCUCUUUACUUUUCUAGUGCUUUCAAAAGUCUAUAAAAAAGUAUUAUUAAUAAGUUUGUUAUACAGUAUAUUGUAUAUUAUAUAUUGUCGUCAGGACAAAGAGAGGAGGCAGCCUGUGAAGGACUCGUUUCCUAUGAAGAGUGAGGGGACGUGCUCCUGUGGAUCUCACAUAUGGACUGCUGGAGCCAUGCCAUGUUCCUGUGGACUGCUGGAGCCAUGCCAUGUUCCUGUGGACUGCUGGAGCCAUGCCAUGUUCCUGUGGACUGCUGGAGACAUGCCAUGUCCCUGUGGACUGCUGGAGACAUGCCAUGUCCCUGUGGACUGCUGGAGACAUGCCAUGUCCCUGUGGACUGCUGGAGACAUGCCAUGUCCCUGUGGACUGCUGGAGACAUGCCAUGUCCCUGUGGACUGCUGGAGACAUGCCAUGUCCCUGUGGACUGCUGGAGACAUGCCAUGUCCCUGUGGACUGCUGGAGACAUGCCAUGUCCCUGUGGACUGCUGGAGACAUGCCAUGUCCCUGUGGACUGCUGGAGACAUGCCAUGUCCCUGUGGACUGCUGGAGACAUGCCAUGUCCCUGUGGACUGCUGGAGACAUGCCAUGCGCCCACCCCCCUUGUAAGAUUCUGGACAUAAGACGCGCACACCCUGUAGACUUCUGGAAACUAGACAACCCUGCUCUGCCACUUUAGACUGGACUUGACCUCUGACAAUUGUGAAGGACUUACUCUGUGGGUUCCUCUUCCAGCUGCCUCCUUGACAAAUUUCGCUAAAUAUUACCCAAGUUACAUUGUACAUAAACAGAGUAUUAAAGAUGUUUAAAUGCUAACUUGCAUAUGUUUGGCAUCUGACCAAAACUCUUCCUUUUAUGUGCAGAAAGUGUUUUAUUUUUGAAAAUGGGAGAAUUCCACAGCAAUGUAAAGGUGUUUAUGUUGCUAUCUAUUUAUUUAGGGUAAAUUAAAAGUCACAUUUUUGUUUGUGGAGAAGUUUUGAACCUUUUAUUUUUUAACGUUUUUUAGCAGAUGCUUUCUGUUACGAGAACAUAACUUUGAAUAUUUAUUAAUUUAAAUUGUGAGACUUGUAAUGUCUUAAGUUCACCUGCCAACACCUGUCGUUCUUCCUGUUGUCCCACCACGGCGGCAGACGUGUAUGCAGCUGUAGUUGGGUAAUCUCUUAAUAGAUAUAUGAAAUAUUUACUGUAAUACUGCUGUACCCACAGUUUAAAAUAUAAUUAAUUAUUACACAUUCAUGUACCAGAAGAAAUUAAACUUUUUUCUAAUUUUCUAAUGAAU
This is a messenger RNA of Procambarus clarkii (red swamp crayfish), 4943 nucleotides long. Its product is annotated as mRNA decay activator protein ZFP36L1. Lineage: Eukaryota; Metazoa; Arthropoda; Malacostraca; Decapoda; Cambaridae. The record is from RefSeq and is a predicted model, not a curated record. Gene Ontology annotation, molecular function: mRNA binding; metal ion binding.